UUCAGCCAGCCAAGUUCGACGCAGUCGCAAUGCGCCGCAAUCUCAACUGGGAGAUUCCCAAUCCCGGCCAUCCCAACCCAUCCCAUGCCAUCCCAUGCCAUCCCAUGCCAUGCCAUGCCAUGCCAUACCAUCUCAACCCACAUCCAGCCAAGUGGCCAGUGCUCUCCAUUCCAUUCCAUUCGCAGCUCAGCAUCUCGGCUCUCUCUCUUCGGCUGUGGGCCAUGUCCUUUUGGUCCUCGGAUGUGCUGCUGUUCGGAUGCAAGGAUGUUCGGAUGCGAGGAUGUUCGGAUAUUCGGAUGCGAGGAUGUUGAAGUGUUCGGGUUCCUUGGCUCUUCAGCAGUCGGAAUUGAAUGCUCUCAAGCGCGGCUCUCUCACCGAAUCUCGAAACACGAAAUCCACUCCUUGGCCCCGACGGGUUCUACAAUCCGGGUACGUCUGUUUAUGCCCGUUAUGUGGAGCAAAAGCAAAAGGGUAUAUUGUAUUCGUGCAAAGCCGUGUCUGUCUCUCUGUCUGUCUGCCUGUCUGCCCGUCUAUCUGGCCGGCGAGAUCUUGGCCAGCUUAAUGGACUGGGACUGGGACUGGGAAAGGGACAGGGGAACUGGGUCUGCAGUGCUCCAUGAUUGGCCACGCCCCCUCCCGCCGCCUAACUCAAUGGAGAUAUAUCCUUACGCCCAGCGAGUUGUGACCUGAUUUAUAUUAACUGGUUUUGAAAUGAAGUUAGGGUAAAUAAAAGCUUCAAAAUGAACAAAGGCUACAUUUAUAAUAGACAAAAUGGCUUUCUAGCAUGAAAGCUUGCAAUAUCGCAGGCAUAACGCAAUUAAAAAUAUUCGAAAAAUUUAAAGAAAUUUUAUAAAAAUCUAUCUAUACACUCGUAAAACUGUUUGAAGCUCAGAUGUGUGAUGUAUUGUAUUUAUUUUUUGUUUCUAACGUUUCAAUUUGAAUAAAGUGAAAUAUGUGCAGCUUACCUGUUUAUUUUCGAGUGAGUAACAGCAUUUGGUACUUUAAAAUAUAGCCAAGUUUAGUUUGUUGUUGGGCAGUAAAAGGGCAAAUUAAAAUACACACGUAUUCACAAGUUAUAGCCACUUAUUUGUGGCCGUAGAAGGAGUAUAGUUUCGUAGGAUUUCACAGGCACACACCUCCUUGGAAAAUGCGUUUGAUCAAAAUUUCAUAUUAGCCACUUAAUGAGGUGGUAAGUACAUGCUUUGUGUGCAAACGCUUUCUAAAAUAUUUACUGUGUAAUUAUGGAAAAUGAUAAAAAGGGGAAAUAUUUUUUAAGGGGGGGGAUGGGAAGUAAGUAAACUAUAAAAGUAAGAAAUGCCAAAAGAUAAACCUAGUGCCUUGGCAUUUGCCACAAAGUCAUGUUCUAUUCAUAUCCCUACAAAGCACUCCGAUUUCCCAUUCAGUGCGUUUGGCUGAAACUGAAUGGUUCUUGGCCACUAUCGGAAUCAUCGAGGCCAUGGAAGAGUGACUCCUUUUUGGCCACCGCCUACGUAAUGUGGGCGUGGUACGUCAUUGCAUCCGUUGGCAUAACAAUCAGUUACCAGACGGCAUUUCUGUUGAACAACCUAUCGGAUAUCAUCAUCACCACGGAAAACUGCUGCACCACCUUCAUGGGAGUCCUGAAUUUUGUGCGACUCCUUCAUCUGCGCCUCAAUCAGAGCAAAUUCCGCCAGCUCAUUGAGAACUUUUCCUACGAAAUUUGGAUACCCGACUCGUCAAAGAACAACGUUGCUGCGGAUUGUCGCAGGCGCAUGAUUACAUUCAGCAUAAUGACAUCCUUGCUGGCGUGCCUGAUUAUAAUGUAUUGUGUCCUGCCGCUGGUGGAGAUCUUCUUUGGACCCGCCAUCGAUGCGCAGAACAAGCCGUUCCCCUACAAGAUGAUCUUUCCGUACGAUGCCCAGAACAGCUGGAUCCGCUAUGUGCUGACCUAUAUCUUCACUUCGUAUGCGGGCAUUUGUGUGGUCACCACAUUGUUUGCGGAGGACACCAUCCUGGGCUUCUUCAUCACCUACACUUGUGGCCAGUUUCAGCUGCUACACCAACGAAUUGCAGCACUAUUUGCGGAUUCCAGUGCGGAAUUGGGCGAGAACAUACAGCUGGAGCGCAUCAAACGUAUUGUGGAGAAACACAACACUGUUAUCGAUUUCGCUAAGCGGCUGGAGGACUUUUUCAAUCCCAUUCUAUUGGCCAAUCUAAUGAUUUCAUCAGUGCUUAUUUGCAUGGUUGGAUUUCAGAUAAUUACUGGAAAAAAUAUGUUCAUUGGGGACUAUGUGAAGUUCAUAAUUUAUAUAUCCUCAGCCUUAUCGCAGUUAUACGUCCUUUGCGAGAAUGGAGACGAACUGAUAAAACAGUCCACUUUAACGGCGCAAAUUCUGUAUGAAUGCCAAUGGGAAGGAUCUAAUCGCAUGGAAUCUCAUUCCUUUACGCCAACGAACAAGCGAAUCCGAAAUCAUAUUUCGUUUAUGAUCCUCUGCAGCCAACGACCCGUAAGGAUCACGGCUUUCAAGUUCUCAACAUUGUCCUUGCAAAGCUUUACGGCCAUUCUAAGCACCUCGAUAAGUUACUUUACCUUACUGCGGUCCGUUUACUUCGACGACGAAAAUAAACAGGACUAAAUAUAUUUACGUACAUAUACUAGUAGGCAAAUAUUUAAGCAAUUUAUGUUCGCUAUCAGUAGUAGUAAUAGAUACAAUGCAACUGAAAUCAAUACAUUCACUAUGAACCGGCGAGUUGGAACAAAGUGGUUCCAUAUGAAUAAUAAAAAAAAUAAAAAGGCCAAAAAUC
Drosophila yakuba is the source of this 2784-nucleotide messenger RNA. RefSeq names its product odorant receptor 13a (gene Or13a). Gene Ontology annotation, cellular component: plasma membrane. Gene Ontology annotation, molecular function: olfactory receptor activity; odorant binding. The coding region runs from base 1359 to 2615 and encodes 418 amino acids. Gene Ontology annotation, biological process: sensory perception of smell; detection of chemical stimulus involved in sensory perception of smell. The record is from RefSeq and is a predicted model, not a curated record. NCBI's taxonomy places the organism in Eukaryota, Metazoa, Arthropoda, Insecta, Diptera, Drosophilidae. The transcript is spliced from 7 exons.